GAUUUCUUCUUCCUAUAUAAUCAUCAGGACAAUGUUACUGCGUUAGAACAUCAUAACUCACUUCUUCACUAUCCCGCCGUCAACGACUCCCCCCUUUAGUUUAAGGGAGCCACCAGGGCGAAAGUCAUAUUCUGACAUUAAGCCUCUCAAGGAGGUGGUUGCGGAUGAAGAGUGUUGUGACGCGAAUGUGACGCGUGCAUGACUUUGCGCCCAAUCGCAGUCACGCCACCAUUUACGGCUUAGCACGAAGCCUGCUCUGACAGUUGUAGCCUGUAGGCGCGACUCUCGGCUUCACCAAAUCGUCCUUGGGUCACUUUCACGCCCUCUCUCUCUUCUGAGCAAGCCAAAAUAGCCUGAGGAUCCUAACGAGAUGGCUGUCCUCACGUCUGCACCCCUACAAUUUGUCGCGUCAAUACCGCCCGUCACUCGUGCUUUCACUGCAGCUACCGUCUUCUUCUCCAUAUUGUACUAUUGGCUGUAUUGGACCACAGGGGAUGCCCUUCCAUACCUCGUGCUCGUUCCCGGAUCGAGUAUUUUCUACCCAUGGACGUUUGUUACGUCUGCGCUCAUAGAGACUACUAUAUUUGAGCUUCUGUUUACUCUGCUGGUCAUUCCAGCAUCGCUGAAGUAUCUGGAGAGAUUAUGGGGAGCAGUGGAAACCCUGAAAUUUAUCGUCGUCACUGUUGGUGUUUCCAACAUCAUCGCGUUUGGAUUGAACUGGCUGGAAUACGUGGUACUGAAGAAUCCAGUGUUUCUUUACGAACAACGAUAUCAUGGCCAAAUGGCGCUUCAGAUUGGAGUCCUUGUUGCCUUCACGCAAAUUAUUCCGGAGCACCAAGUUCAGCUUUUAGGCGUAAUUAAAGCUCGCGUCAAAUCUAUCCCUAUGGCAUACGUCACGUUCUCUACCGUGAUGUGCAUUAUAGGUUUCCAAUGUCCUUACAUAGUUAUCCAGUUCGGAUGGCUUGUAUCAUACAUUUGGCUUCGCUUCUACAAGAAGAACUCUGAAACACUUGGUGGUGGUCCUGCAUAUGGCGAUAGAAGCGAAACAUUCGCUUUCAAUUUACGUCGCUCAUACUGUAACUUAGCACGCCCAUCACCUUGCUUGCGAAUACCGCACAUUCUCUUGCCUCGAAGUUCCAUUUAAUUCCCUCCAUUGGUCCUGACGUUGAAUCCGGUGGUUAUACCCAACUUCCUGGGGGUGCCCGUGCAGAGGCAGAAAGGCGAAGAGCUAUGGCUCUCAAGGCUUUAGAUCAAAGGCUUGCCGGCGGUGCAACAUCACCUACACCGCGAUCGGCAACAGUGCCUGCCGGCCCCAGUGCAUCACGCCCGCCACCUGCAACAAAUGGCGAAAUUCCUCAGUCGAAGUCCCCUUCACCCGAAGCUGACAUUGGGGACGCUGGUGCACAAGGUGGUCGAUAGUGUGGAUUUAGUAACGUACUGCUAGCAGGUGGCUUGGUUAUGACUUUCCUAAUGUCCUUACGCACGAUGUGCAUUAUUGUAGAAAAUCUGCUUCCCGCUUAUUAGUUCGAUUCCCUAGCAUGUAGUCUCUGCCCUUGUCAUUCACGAAUACCUACAAUUUAAAUACCUUCCAAAAUGGGCGCUUC
Somion occarium is the source of this 1604-nucleotide messenger RNA. The record is from the annotation of a GenBank genome assembly. NCBI's taxonomy places the organism in Eukaryota, Fungi, Basidiomycota, Agaricomycetes, Polyporales, Cerrenaceae.